GAAACCUUACGUCCGUUUGUCCGGACCGGAGGGGCAGUGGGCGCCAUCUUCUUCUAGGCUCACUGAGGGCUCUACGUGUUCUGGGGAGGCUGCUGCGACGAGGAGUACCCUCAGCCUCCGGCCUUGUGUGUCCGACUCGGCAGCAGUGGUGUGUGUUUAUUGCCAAGUGCGAAGCAGUUCCCCUCGGGGCGCCGGGGGUGGGGAGGGCUGGGCGACCAAGCCGGAAGACCCGGGAAAGGCGGGACCGGCGGCCGCGCCAGUAUCUAGCGUAGCUCCUGCCGUUAGGGCACCCUCUUUUCUUGCUAAAACACCGACUCUCCCUUUCCCGUCAGCUUCCAUGUGGUGGUGUAUGUGCGCUUCCCAGGGAUCUUAAGAGUGAAGAUCUCGAAGGAUUUCAUAGUUAAGUUGCUUUUACAGAAUUAACAGGUCUCCAAGAAAUUGUAAAAAAGGUCAUUAUUGCUGUGGUUUGAACUCAGCAUGGCUGUAGUCAUCCGUUUACUGGGGCUUCCUUUUAUUGCGGGGCCUGUGGAUAUUCGUCACUUCUUCACGGGAUUGACUAUUCCUGAUGGAGGAGUGCAUAUAAUUGGAGGGGAAAUUGGGGAGGCUUUUAUUAUUUUUGCAACAGAUGAAGAUGCAAGACGUGCCAUAAGUCGUUCAGGAGGGUUUAUCAAGGAUUCAUCUGUAGAGCUCUUUCUUAGUAGCAAGGCAGAAAUGCAGAAGACUAUAGAAAUGAAAAGAACUGAUCGUGUAGGAAGAGGGCGUCCAGGAUCUGGGACUUCAGGGGUUGGCAGCCUGUCUAAUUUUAUUGAGUCUGUUAAGGAAGAAGCAAGUAAUUCUGGAUAUGGCUCUUCAAUUAAUCAAGAUGCUGGGUUUCAUACUAAUGGUACAGGACAUGGUAAUUUAAGGCCAAGAAAGACAAGGCCAUUGAAGGCCGAGAAUCCUUUCUUGUUUCUACGAGGUUUGCCUUACCUAGUAAAUGAAGAUGAUGUACGUGUCUUUUUCUCUGGUUUGUGCGUGGAUGGAGUAAUUUUCUUAAAACAUCAUGAUGGCCGAAAUAAUGGUGAUGCCAUAGUAAAAUUUGCUUCAUGUGUUGAUGCUUCAGGAGGUCUUAAAUGUCAUAGAAGUUUUAUGGGUUCAAGAUUUAUAGAAGUAAUGCAAGGAUCAGAACAACAGUGGAUUGAGUUUGGUGGUAAUGCAGUUAAGGAGGGUGACGUUCUUAGGAGAUCUGAAGAACAUUCUCCACCAAGAGGAAUUAAUGAUAGACAUUUUCGAAAACGGUCUCAUUCAAAAUCUCCCAGAAGAACACGUUCUCGUUCCCCUCUUGGAUUUUAUGUUCACCUAAAAAAUCUGUCCCUCAGUAUUGAUGAAAGAGAUUUAAGAAAUUUCUUUAGAGGUACUGAUCUGACUGAUGAACAGAUUAGGUUUUUAUAUAAAGAUGAAAACAGAACAAGAUAUGCCUUUGUGAUGUUCAAGACUCUGAAAGACUAUAAUACUGCUCUGAGUUUACAUAAAACUGUUUUACAGUAUCGUCCAGUUCAUAUUGAUCCAAUUUCUAGAAAACAAAUGUUGAAGUUCAUUGCACGUUAUGAAAAGAAGAGAUCAGGGUCACUAGAGAGAGAUAGGCCUGGACAUGUUUCACAAAAAUACUCUCAAGAAGGUAACUCUGGCCAGAAGUUGUGCAUCUAUAUAAGAAAUUUUCCAUUUGAUGUUACAAAAGUUGAAGUGCAGAAGUUCUUUGCAGACUUUCUUCUUGCUGAGGAUGACAUUUACUUGCUUUAUGAUGACAAAGGUGUUGGUCUGGGAGAAGCAUUAGUGAAAUUUAAAUCAGAAGAACAGGCCAUGAAAGCUGAACGUUUAAACCGACGAAGAUUCUUAGGGACAGAGGUAUUAUUAAGACUUAUAUCUGAGGCACAAAUGCAGGAGUUUGGUGUAAAUUUUUCCUUGAUGUCCAGUGAAAAAAUGCAAGCUCGCUCAGAGUCACGUGAGCGAGGUGACCAUUCUCAUUUAUUUGACUCAAAAGACCCACCAAUAUACUCAGUUGGUGGCUUUGAAAACUUUAGACAUCAGCUAGAGGACUUGAGGCAACUGGAUAACUUCAAGCAUCCCCAGAGGGAUUUCCGGCAGCCUGACAGGCACCCUCCAGAAGACUUCCGACACUCCUCAGAGGACUUUAGGUUCCCCCCAGAGGACUUCAGGCACUCCCCAGAGGACUUCAGGCGACCUCGGGAGGAAGACUUCAGGCGGCCUUCUGAGGAGGACUUCAGGCGUCCUUGGGAGGAAGAUUUCAGGCGCCCUCCGGAGGAUGACUUCAGGCACCCUAGGGAGGAGGACUGGAGGCGGCCCCUUGAGGAGGAUUGGAGGCGGCCGCCGGAGGAGGAUUUCAGGCGGUCUCCCACGGAGGACUUCAGGCAGCUUCCCGAGGAGGACUUCAGGCAACCCCCUGAGGAGGACUUCAGGUGGCUCCCAGAGGAAGAUUUCAGGCAGCCACCUGAGGAGGACUGGAGACGGCCUCCAGAGGAGGACUUUAGGCGGCCUCUUCAGGGAGAAUGGAGGCGACCACCCGAGGAUGACUUCAGGCGGCCCCCAGAGGAGGAUUUCAGGCAUUCCCCUGAGGAGGACUUCAGGCAGUCACCCCAGGAGCAUUUCCGGAGGCCACCUCAGGAGCAUUUCCGUCGGCCACCCGCAGAGCAUUUCCGGAGACCACCUCCAGAGCAUUUUAGGCGGCCUCCCCCAGAGCACUUCCGGCGGCCACCCCCAGAGCAUUUCAGGCGCCCACCCCCAGAACAUUUCAGGCGCCCACCCCCAGAGCACUUCCGGAGACCGCCCCAGGAGCAUUUCAGGCGGCUGCCUCAGGAGCAUUUCAGGCGCUCCCGAGAGGAAGAUUUCAGGCACCCACCAGAUGAAGACUUCAGGGGCCCUCCUGAUGAAGACUUUAGGCACCCUCCUGAUGAGGACUUCAGGAGCCCCCAGGAGGAAGAUUUUAGAUGCCCUUCUGAUGAGGACUUCAGGCAGCUCCCAGAGGAAGACCUUAGGGAAGCUCCGGAGGAGGACCCUAGACUUUCUGACAAUUUUAGACCUCCUGGUGAGGAUUUUAGGAGCCCGCCUGAUGAUUUUAGAAGUCACCGCCCUUUUGUGAAUUUUGGUCGUCCAGAAGGUGGCAAGUUUGAUUUUGGAAAGCAUAAUAUGGGAAGUUUUCCUGAGGGGAGAUUUAUGCCUGAUCCAAAGAUAAACUGUGGUUCAGGUAGAGUAACUCCUAUUAAGAUAAUGAAUCUUCCAUUUAAAGCUAAUGUUAAUGAAAUUUUAGACUUUUUCCAUGGUUACAGAAUCAUACCUGAUUCAGUUUCAAUACAGUAUAAUGAGCAAGGCUUACCUACAGGGGAAGCCAUUGUUGCUAUGAUAAACUAUAACGAAGCUAUGGCUGCUAUUAAAGAUCUAAACGAUAGGCCAGUUGGGCCCCGAAAAGUUAAGUUAACUUUGCUGUAGAGAGAGAGCAUUUCUAAAUUCAGUUAUCUUCCUUGCAGUAUUGAUGGAGUAAAAUACAUUUGUUUUAAAAAGUGUGUGUUUUUUUUUUUUAAAUUAUCUAAUGAAGUAUUUUAUUUUUGACCUGUGAAUAGAACAAAUGUAAAUAGUAGAAUGUGAAUCUGGUUUUCUUUUGCUUGCAAAUUGCCAUUUUUUUUCUAAUUUAAAAUUACAUAUGCUGUUUUUUCCUUUGAUGGUGAGAAAGAACUAAUUCCCUGAGUUCAUUCAUUUUUGUUGAUGUCAUGGGUAAGCUUCAAGACUUAUUGAAGUAGAGUUGUAUUUGGGGAAGAUACAUUUUAUAUUCACUUUUUUUUCCCCAUUCUGUAGUCUACAUCGUUUACUCAAACUGUAUAAGGAAAUAGUGACUGUUCAGGUUUGGCAUUUUCAUUGCUACUUGCCUGCAGAAUUAAUGCCCUCUUCCUUGUCUGAGAUAUUACUGUGUUAAGUGUCCUGUUAAUUAUAAAUAGUUUAAAAUGGACAGACUGUCAACUUGAAAUUUACUUAUGUAAAAAGCUUAGGUGAUUCUUAGGGUUUCCAUGUUCAUAACUUUACAAAGUUUUAUAACAAUAAAAUUGCAACUUAAUAGAACAACUAAUUAACUUGUAUUUGUAUAAAAAGAAAAAAGAAUUGCAGCUUGAUACUGUGAAGUUUUUCAGUAACUUCAUUAAACCAUAUUUAUGAUGGGAGGGACCAGACAUUCUAUAGUAAUAAUGUAUAGUGCUGUGUAUAAUUCCAUGGUUUCUUCAACAUCUUAUCAACCAAAUACGAUUAAUACAACAUACGCAAAAGACAGUAAAAUAAGAAUCUAAUUAUAGGUGCAAGAGGACUCAGGCUUAUGCUGGGAAGAAUCUGACAAAUGGUAUAGUUUUCCUAGGAAGAAUUUACUGAUGAGUCACAUAACUUGCAUGUAAUAUUAGGUUCUCAUUUUUUAGGUUCAAAACUUUGUGUCCAUGCAAAGACUCCAUAACUGUUAAGACUUGUGUGGUUGAAUUUUGACUUCUUUGAUAUUCAGCAUUUAGUGCAUACAUUUUGCAAAUAGGGAAUUUGAUUUUCUGUACCCAUAAUAUUAUUUAUGGCUAACAUUUAUUAGGCACUUACUAUGUGCUAGGCACUGUAAGCACUUUACAUGCAUAAUCUCAGUAUUCCCUAUGAGUACAGGGUUAAUUAUUUACCUCUAUUUCACAAAUGAGAUAAUGAAGUGGGAGGUUAAGCAACUUGCUUGAAGUCACAGGUAAUAAAUCAUGGGGCCAGUUUUAACCCAGACAGACCACUGACUCCAGUUCAUGCUUUUACUGCCUCACUUUUUUAAGUGGUAUUUUUAAUUAGGAAGACCAUGCUAAAGAUACUUUCAAGGAUAAGUGAUAUAUUUUCUCACUUCAGUUGUUGGUUUAAAAUUAGCAUAAAAAGGUAAAACCAGCAUGCCCAAACAUUGAGCUCAAACAUUGACAUUAAUAAAACCCGAGUGACUUUAAAAGUUUCUUUCUAUCCAGGGUUUCUCUUGGGAUACGCACAUUGUAUAUUACUGGCUUAUAUUUCACAAUUGCUCAUUUUAUUCAACAUGAUUGACUCUGGUUGGCCUUUUAUAAUUUUCAUGAAACAUAAUUUUCCUCAGUUCUGUAAUCCGGAUUUUCCCCAUUGAGUAAAUAAGAAUACAAUUGAAUUUGCAUAGGGUAAUUUAGACAUUUAAUAGGAUAUUGCAUAGGUAGAAUACUUUGUCAGUACUUAGUUACUACCUAUAUGUAUUUUUGUGUUACUUUUCAGUGAUUUAAAUCUAACAAAUCUGCUUAAAUUUGUUUUAAAUAGUGAAUAUCCUGCUCACUAUGGAAUGAAUAAACAGGUAAAUUUGAUA
Messenger RNA from Cercocebus atys (sooty mangabey), 5368 nucleotides. RefSeq names its product RNA binding motif protein 12B (gene RBM12B). Gene Ontology annotation, cellular component: nucleoplasm; ribonucleoprotein complex. NCBI's taxonomy places the organism in Eukaryota, Metazoa, Chordata, Mammalia, Primates, Cercopithecidae. Gene Ontology annotation, biological process: regulation of RNA splicing. The transcript has 3 exons. The record is from RefSeq and is a predicted model, not a curated record. Bases 478 to 3483 code for a protein of 1001 amino acids. Gene Ontology annotation, molecular function: RNA binding.